Molecule: messenger RNA, 2222 nt
Organism: Phoenix dactylifera (date palm)
Lineage: Eukaryota; Viridiplantae; Streptophyta; Magnoliopsida; Arecales; Arecaceae
Product: protein trichome birefringence-like 36
Cellular component (GO): Golgi apparatus
Molecular function (GO): O-acetyltransferase activity
Source: RefSeq, a predicted model, not a curated record
CCUGCUGCAAGAAGAUGAGCUCGUCAAACCAGCUUUUGCUGCAUCCGGAAUUCUCGUGGCCAACACACUCAACAAUAAAACACGACAUCUCAAUGGCCUGGCAUCAUGGGACCAACAAAAGCAACCCACCAUUUACGGUGCGUGAUAAGGUAGAACAUAGGACAAAUCCCACCCCACAUAAAAGGAUGUCAAAGCCAUCUUCAACAAACCUCAUCAGCUCUCCCCUAUCCAUCCUCUUCCAAUUUGAGCUCCAAAUGGCUGCAGAAUCAACCCUCCAAACCUCUUUCCUGCUCUUCUUAUGCUUCAUCACCCUCUCGAUAGUGUCUAAGAACUUCUACAUCACACCUUGUCUGGCUGACUUAGCCGUGGACUCCGUUGAUGAGUGGACCGAAGAGAAGGAAGAUGAUGAGGUUAAUGAUGAGGUUCAGAGCCAACGGACACUGUCAAGAGACUGUGACUUGUCUGUUGGAGAGUGGGUUUUCGAUGCAUCAUACCCUCUCUAUGAACCAAAUUGCCCUUACCUCAGCAACCAAUUAAGCUGCCGGAGGAACGGAAGGCCGGACUCCGACUACGAGAAGUGGAGGUGGAAGCCGCAUCGGUGCUCAAUUCCAAGGUUCAAUGCCUUGGACUUCCUUGGAAGAAUAAGAAAGAAGAGAGUCAUGCUAGUGGGAGACUCCAUAAUGAGGAAUCAAUGGGAGUCUCUCGUUUGCUUGGUGGAAGCAGUGAUUCCAAGCGAGAGGAAGCUGGUUUCUUCCCAUGGCCCAACCAUUGCUUUCCAUGCAAUGGACUACCAAGCAUCGAUCGAGUUCUCAUGGGCUCCUCUUCUAGUGGAAUUGAAGGAAGAAGCGCAUCACAAGAAGAUUCUCCUCCUGGAUUCGAUCGAGGAGAACGCGAAGUACUGGCGUGGAGUCGACGUACUUGUGUUCGACUCUGCUCAUUGGUGGACUCAUUCCGGCAAAUGGAGCUCGUGGGAUUACUACAAAGAGGGGGAGAGGCUGUUCGCUAGUUUGAACCCAAUGGUUGCCUAUGAGAAGGGACUCACAACAUGGGCUAAGUGGGUGGACUUGAACUUGGAUCCUAAUCGAACUCGAGUCAUCUUUCGAAGCGUCUCGCCCCGGCAUAACAGGAAAAAUGGAUGGCAAUGCUACAAACAGAGGGAGCCUCUGGUCUUCUUGGGCUACAGACCUCGGGUUCCCGGCCAACUGGCCGUGGUACACGACGUACUGAAGAAGAUGAGCUUUCCAGUGUACCUUUUGGAUGUGACGAGCAUGUCGGCACUUCGAAGAGAUGGGCACCCGUCGAUAUUUGGAAGAGCUGCUGGUGAGCAGGGGAGGCUGGACACAGUAGGCUGGACCUCGGAUUGCACCCACUGGUGCUUGCCCGGGGUGCCUGAUGCAUGGAAUGAGAUGCUUUCUUAUGCUCUUCUUCUCUAGAUAUCAAAUAAGAGAAAAAAUUUGCCUAGUGAUAUGCUUGUACUUGGCCUUUGUAGUGAUGCUAUUAAGGUUUUAUGUGGUUUUCUGUUUGGGUUACUUGUAUGAUCUUCAAGGUUAUGAUAUUACUUAGCUUGUGCUUCUCUUUGUUUCUCUUAAGAUAAGAGAUCAAUGUGUUUAACACCUUUUUUUGUCUUGGGCUCCUUAAUUAAUGAUUCAGCGUGUGGUGGUUUAAUUUGCUAGCUAAAACGGAUUAAAUGGAGGACGGACAUGAUUCACCUUCCCUGGAUGAUGGUUGCACUGCAUGAUCAGCUAAUGGCGACCGAAAUAAUCGUUAUGUAAUUGGUUUAUCACGGGCCAAUUCCAUCGGUCAAUGAAUAGAAGGGCUGUUGAAUUCAUUCCCGUACGCCAAUUGAGAAUUUAUGGGUCAGCGACGAAGAGGUCCGCAGUUUAUGGUCUUCGUCAAAGUUCUCCAAGCCGCCUUGAAUUCAAUUUUGGCUCCUUGCCCUGGACCCACAAGCCAAUAAUAGCUGUGGGGCUUAACCUGCUUUCCACUAAGGGUGCAUUUGACUCGCAGCUAAAUUUAAAAUUGGAAUCCGUAUCUGAGUCGGAAUUGAAAUAGAUUAGAUCACGGGAUUCAGAAUGAUGAUAUUUUUUGACGUGUUUAGUUCUUAUUAGAAUCAGAAUCGAAAUGAGAUUUGAAUAUUAGAGAAGGUUUGGAAUUGUGUUUGACGAGAUUGGGGCAUUUUCAUUCAUAUCUAGAUUAGGAGACGGAGUGGAACUCCCUCCAAC